AUCAAGCCAGUGCCAGACGAAGAAAAUUUUUAUAAAUAACUUUUUAUAAAUAAACAUUUAUCAAAAUGGAUAAAUAAUCACAAAACUACAAAAACAAAAGUUUUUAAAUUCAAAUAAUAUAAAAUGUUUGGUAUUUAGUGUAUAAAAUGAAUAAAUACAAUAAUAAUGGUAAUUUCUCCAGAGCCCCUGUAGGGGACUCUCCAAUGCGUUUUAAUAAACGUCCACGAUAUGGAGUAAAUAAUAGUGGCGCUAAGAUUUCGCCCAGGUACAAACAUCAAAAUCAAACCGGAUAUAAAUAUUCGCCAAAUAGAAAUGUUACAACAGAUUCCUAUCAAUGUAGUUCUUAUGAUAAAGGCCCCAGAAAUUUUUAUGGCAUUUCACCGAAACGACCAAAUUAUAAUCAACAAAAGAAUAGUCAGCCAUCAUCAUCUUAUUUACAUAAGACUAAUGCAUCAGCGAUUUCAUCUCCCUCCUCCUCUUCAUUUUCUGUGAAUAAACAAAAUGUUUUAAACUUGCCACCAACUCAACCGCCACCAAUGGCGUCUACCUCGUUGGCGGCCCAAAAUAGCCAACAGCAGCAGCAGCACAAUCCUACUAUGGUGGAUAAUUCUAAUUUAUAUGGAUUUGGUUACAAUAGUUAUUAUCCCACCAGUUAUAAUAACGACAUAGCUCCGACAGAUUCCGCUUCAACAUAUGGUGUGACUGAUGCUAUUACUCCCUUUAUGUGGCAAACAAUAACGUCUACACCACCGCCAAAAUUGCCACAACAUCAGCAACAGCCGCCACUGCCUCAACCACAGCCACCACCUAUAUUACCUCCAUUGCCAAGUGAUGAUAAAUUGCCACAUUUACCGCCACCACCAAUGGCCGCUUCCACUAUGUCUCCCACAACAUCACCAAAUUUAGGAAAAUCUAAUUUCAAAAAUAAUGUAUCAAAUGAUAAGAAAUCAGAAGCUAAAACAAUUGUUAAAAUGAAAACAAAGCGAAAAGCAAUUUCGGAACGCUAUCGGUCUAGUAAAUCGUGGUGCGAAGAAGAUGCCAUACUAGCCCUUAAGGCCGAAGAGUCAAAUACAAGAAAACUACAGAGAGAUAUAAUAUUAGUCAUACGUUUUCCCGAUCCUGAACUAAGUCGUGAAAUUGUAAAAAAAUAUAGUCCUGACAUAGAAUCUGUGCAUUUUCAAUUGAAUUGUUCGCCACGUUAUUGUUUGGUACAUCUGAAACCUGGAACAGAUGUGGAGAAAACCAUCGAUCACCUAUCGAAGGUACCAUUUGGUACGGGUUUUUUAUCGGUGGAAAUUAAACAAAUUCCCUAUAAAGUACAUACUACUAAAUUGAAUGAAGUUGAUCCCUAUACUUUGUACGUGGGCAAUUUGCCAAAUACUAUAGCGUGUAAAGCCCUAAAGAAUCAUUUUCCCGGUGCAGCACGUAUUGAUAUUGGUUUUGCUCAACGUAUGAAAUAUACUCGCUAUGCAUUUAUACGCUAUCAAACUGUACAGAAGGCCAUUGAGGCCUACAAUCGUAUGUUGGAUGCUGAAAUAGGUGGUCGUACAUUAACUAUACGUUUUAGACGUGUUAAUCCUACAACUGAGGGUAAUAAAGAUGGUGAUGCUGAACAUCCCGAUAGUAUGAAUGAUGAUGAACUAAUAAAUCACACAACACUAGAAACAGAAGAUAAAAUUGUAGGAGAAAAUGCUGAGCCAUUUGAUGUUUUACAAGAAAAUAGUACUGCAGAUGUUGAUGAACAUAAUGAACAUAAUGAUGGUGCUGAAAAUGUUACUCACGAUUUGGAUGAACAUAUUGAUGAUAAUUUAACGGAAGCCACUUCCACUGUUGAAAAAACUUCAGAAGCAGAAGCAGAAGAUAAUAUUUUUAUACCUCUAACAUCGUCCACUUCAAUUACAAGCACAAUUGAAACUUUACAUAAUACAACGAAAUUAAGUUUUUCAACUGGCAACAAUUCAGCAUUUGAAACCAAUAACUCUGUACCUCUAAAGUCGCCUACAACCAGCACAAGUCAAGCAAACAAUAGCAAUUCACUAGUCCAUAAUAUAAAACCUGAACCAGAUAUUGAUCCGGCUGAUAUAGCUAUACGCGAUAAUACUCUAUCUUCUCGUUUGGAAGUUAACAGUGAUAAUAUAAAACAGGAGGAACAAUUAGCAUUAUAUGAUGAAUUUUUUGCACCGCCCAGUAAUCAAAAUGAUAAUAAUAAAGAAAAUUCGGCGAAAUCAAAUAAUAAUAACGAUGUAGUUUCUUUACAUUCAACAGCUGAUGAAACAGAUACCAUGUCUACGGUAUCGACUAAUAGUUUAGGAGAGUUUUUACAAAACUGCCAGAGAUCUCAAAUACGUUCAAAUUGUAUGGAAAAUUUAGGACCGCCACCAGCCAAAAGAAAUAAGCCACGUGAAGAUGUUUCGCAAGCCACAGUUAAACAAGAAUCACUAGAAAGUAACAAUAUUCUAACUGCAAAAGAUUCAACACAAUUUACUAAAGAUUCUAUUGUUGCGGAUAACGUUAAACUGGAGCCUUUGGAAGAACUUAAUGUUAGUGAUAAAACUACUUCAACUUCAGACCCUGCAAUUAAACAAGUUCCUAGAAGAGGAGAUAGAGUACAAGCCGCAGUAACUCCUGCCAUUACUACAAACCCCACAAUACCUGCUAGUAAUGAUGAUGUAGUACCUUCAACGGCUUUGUUUUUUAGAAGUAAUAGUCAAACUAAUUUAACAAGACCUGGCAAUGACAGUGAUUAUGAUGAGUUCUAUGAUACUCGAACAAAUCUAUCAUCCCAUACAGCAACUAGUGUCGCAAAUAUUAAAAAAGAACCCCUAAACAUAUCAACAAACAAAAGCACAAAUGAAAUGAAUUUUAAAAAUAAACAAGAAAAUGAAGAAGUACUUAAUAGAAGAGAUGUAAAUACAGAAAGUAAACUAAGUCAAACAAGGAAUAUUAUAAAUUCCGUUAUAACAUCAAAUACUCCUAUCGAUGAAGAUGAUUUAGUGCCGGCACAAAAUAUAUUGGGUUCCUAUCGACCUUUUCGCAGUGAAAUUAAAGAAGAAAUGGAACAUGAUGAUAUAUUUGCAGUACCCAUCAACAUAAUAAAUAAUUUAAAUGAGAAUAAUAAUUUGGACAAUCUUAGUAAUGAAAUAAUUUCAAAUCUGACAUCUUUGUCAGACAAAAAUUCGACAACAACAAAUGAUAUUGGAAAAAGAAGUACGGCAUUCAAGGAAAAUGAUGAUGAUGUCAUCAUCAUUUCCGACAACAUAACGCCUCAAGAGAAGCAAACAAAUUCUAACACAUCACUAUUAAAUAACUUAAUUUUUCGGCGUCACACGGAUUUAGUAACAUUUACAUCGAAACCUAUUGUCGCCGUAACAAUGCCUAAACGUGAAGUUUCUACUCUAAUACAUCAUGAUAAUCUCGAUAGAUUGUAUGAACAAUUAGAUGCCGACUCAGACAAUGAGUUAUGAUACUUUAUAUGGCGGAAAAAACACCAGACACUGUAUUUUUUAUACAUACUGAGUUUAUGUAUAUAGGUUGUAAAUAGGGAAAAGUACGGACAUGAUUCCCUAAAGAAUAAUAAAUACAAAAGAACAAUGAUUCAAUAUUUUUAAAUAUUAUAAAUGGUAAGAAUUUUUUUAGAAUAUGCAUAAGUAUUUAAGUUAUUUGUAGAAAUUAAUUACCGCUUUUAUAAUUAAAUGUUCUAAAUUAUAUAAAUUUGUGCAAAUUUUUUUCUAUGGCAGCAAAAGUACGAUUUAUAUAUGUACAUAGUUUUCCUAUAUUUGAGUCUAUUUAAUAAUGUUUGCUUGUUGUAUGUUAGUUGAAAUCAAGUCACAUUAAAUUAACUAACAAUUCUAUAUUCUAGUCCUUAUUCCUGCAUAUAGUGUAGUCUACAGACUAGACUGUAAACUAGUCUAUAGAUUAGACUAUAGACUAGACUAUGCACUAUACUAUGGACUAUAGACUAGACUAUAGAC
Messenger RNA from Lucilia sericata (common green bottle fly), 3971 nucleotides. It is a transcript of the gene Pof, whose product is annotated as ras guanine nucleotide exchange factor P. Bases 147 to 3464 code for a protein of 1105 amino acids. Lineage: Eukaryota; Metazoa; Arthropoda; Insecta; Diptera; Calliphoridae. The transcript has 5 exons. The record is from RefSeq and is a predicted model, not a curated record. Gene Ontology annotation, molecular function: RNA binding.